Paramecium tetraurelia is the source of this 324-nucleotide messenger RNA. RefSeq lists its product as uncharacterized. Lineage: Eukaryota; Ciliophora; Oligohymenophorea; Peniculida; Parameciidae. The transcript has a single exon. The record is from RefSeq and is a predicted model, not a curated record.
AUGAUAACUAAUGAUAAUGUCAACUCAAGAUCAUAUGAUCCUCCAGUCAUUCCUGAUCCUUCUCAAAUGCUUGAAGAAUCCCAGUUCAUCAAUAUCUCAUAGAAGCAUCUUCUUUUUCCGAAUAGUCCUUUUCAGAUUGUCAAGCCUUAGGAUGUAAGUGAUUAUGAAUUCCCUUUUGAUCCAUAACCAUUGCAGAUGAUGUUUGAUUAUCCUCAAUCAGAAUAACUCUCACCAAAACAAUAAAUUAGGAAACCCUCCAAAAAUUCGAAUCUAUAAUUCACUACGCCAUAAAAGGUACAGCCUUACAGAAGGUAAUUAUUUUGA